Messenger RNA from Calidris pugnax (ruff), 4254 nucleotides. RefSeq names its product collagen-like tail subunit (single strand of homotrimer) of asymmetric acetylcholinesterase (gene COLQ). Gene Ontology annotation, molecular function: heparin binding. The record is from RefSeq and is a predicted model, not a curated record. The transcript has 17 exons. NCBI's taxonomy places the organism in Eukaryota, Metazoa, Chordata, Aves, Charadriiformes, Scolopacidae. Bases 102 to 1472 code for a protein of 456 amino acids.
GAAGAGGCAGGGAGCAGGCAAGGCAGAGAGGGUAGAGAGAGAGAGAGAUCCCCAAAGCAGCCCUGCGCCUCUCAGCUGGAGUCUGCCAGGGCGCAGGCAGCAUGGUGGUCCUCAGCCCGCUUCUCUGGGGAUCUUACCUGCAGCUUUUCUUCUGCCUUGCUUUGUCUCAGGCUGCGUACGUUGACAAUGUCUUCUCAGUCUCAGCAGAUCUCCCUUGUUUGGAACAGAAGAAACAGCUCAGCCGCAGAGCCUGCUGCCUCCUGGGCCCUCCUCCACCACCCUUGAUCCCACCACCGUACUUCGGGCAAGGCUGGAGCACUAAGCUGCUUGCUCUGGACAUGAAAGAGUUGUGUCUGGAGCUCCAGAUAAUGCAGGCUUCCUCUCUGCCCGAAUCGUAUUGCCCCACAGGGCCUCCUGGCCCCCAGGGUCCACAAGGAAUUCCUGGUAUAAUGGGACCAAAAGGGGAGAAAGGGGAGAUUGGCAGGCCAGGAAGAAAGGGUAGACCAGGUCCCCCGGGUGUCCCUGGGAUGCCAGGACCAGUAGGAUGGCCUGGACCUGUGGGACAGAAGGGUGAAAAGGGAGAGUUGGGUGUGAUGGGAUUGCCAGGUACAAGAGGACCAAUGGGCUCCAAGGGUUUUCCUGGAACUAGAGGAGAAAAGGGAUCCAGAGGUGACAGAGGUGACAAAGGAGUCAAAGGAGACCAGGGAGAAAUAGGCUUUCCUGGAAUGCUGGGACAAAAGGGAGAGAUGGGCCCGAAGGGACAAUCUGGAGUACCGGGACACAGAGGACCUAUAGGAAGACCUGGAAAACGAGGCAAACAAGGGUUAAAGGGAGACAUUGGACCUGCGGGUAUCAUGGGUCCACCUGGAAGGCCUGGUCCUUCUGGCCAGCCGGGCCCACCUGGACCUUCAGGAUCAGGGCAAUUCGCAAUAGGACCAAAAGGGGAAAGAGGACUUCCAGGGCCUCCAGGAAGAUGUCUCUGCAGAUCCCCACAAUACAUGAAUAACCCGACAUAUGAGGAAUCUGUGUUUGGACACAAUUAUCCAAAAGUUCCAGCGAUUUUCGUGGUGAAUAAUCAAGAAGAAUUGGACCGGUUAAACACCGAAAAUGCCUUAGCUUUUAGAAGAGACCAGAGAUCUUUGUAUUUCAAGGAUACCUUUGGAUGGCUCCCAAUCCAGCUCACCCCUUUCUAUCCCGUGGAUUACCGCUUUGAGGGGGGCGGUACCUGUGGAGAUGGGAUCGUACAGGAUGGGGAAGAGUGCGACGACGGCAACACGGUUGUGACUGAUGACUGUAUAAGAUGCCGCCGCGCUUACUGCGGAGAUGGCUACAGACACGAGGGGGUUGAAGACUGCGAUGGGAAGGAUUUUGGAUAUUUGACAUGUAAAACAUAUCUCCCUGGGUCUUAUGGAAGAUUACGAUGCACUUCUUACUGCUACAUUGACUCUACACAGUGUCGGUACUUCACAUGAGGGGAGCGAAGGUGGGUAGCACCCCACGAGUAGCGGGGUGCUAGGUGCUACACUAUCAUCUCUUCAAGAAGGACUGGGACAAAAAAAAACCAACCCUACCCAACAUCUGUGUGAAAGCAAACAAAGGGACAUCAUGCUGCUGAUGGCCAUUUUGAGAUGUUUUCCUUUUUUUUUUUUUUUUAAAUUAAGGGAAAAAAUAGGACCACUGCAUCCUGUCUUAAUAGAGAAAGGUCAAACAGUGUUUGCCAGUAAGACUUUCCUGUGGCUGUGGAUGGCAACUUGCUCUCCAUCACAAAUGUGGCGUUAAGCUGCUGGAAACUGAAUUUCACAAACCAGGAAUAUCAUGUAACAAUUACCUCGAUUUAGCACUGUUACACCUACUUGUAAGCUCUUCAGGGUUUUUGUCUUUAAACCUUCUCAGCAUAAACACAAAGCCUAUCAGAUGUGGUAUCUGUAGAGACUUACUCUUCUAUUACAAUGUGAACUUUACAAGUGUUGUAUCCACAUGAGUGACAACUUCAGCAACAUUAACUGUACACCUUCGUGGGUGGAAGGAGCAGAGGCCCUUCAGUAAGUGCUUUCAAGAUCAGCAAGUCAACCAAAAAAAGUCGGUUAACCACCUUCAGGCCAAGACAUUUGGCUGUGCAUGCACGGAAAUGCAAGCAGUCACAGGAGGCCUGAAACUGCAGAGGCCAAACUGAACAAAUAAAGUGUGAAAUAGCCAAGGAGCUCUCUCCAAGGAGGAAGUCAGACAAGGAGGUAAGAAAGAGAUGGAAUGUAUUUCUGUAUUUUCCACCUCUGUAGAUCUGGCUGGGCUCUGCGUGACCCCGAAGGGGCUGGGACAGCAUCGGUUACCUGCCUGAAACCACAGCGUGACCAUGUACUCAUCACCUUUACUCUGGUUUCCACACUGGAAGGUCUUUUUGUGUUCAUCCCAUUGUCCACCUGACCUUCAUCACUCAGCUGCCAGCUAUACCCUCUCCUCUCUCCCCCUCUCUCUCACUUGCUGUGUUCGCCGUCGUGUCGGGGGUACCCCCCAGUGUAUGUCCUCACUUUUGUAUGGCUGUAAAUCACAUCCUGGAGUAGGGUGUUUAUGGAUGCUCAUUCAUGCUGUGUAAUGUACAUAGAUUUUUGUUUUUCAGAAAGUUUGUUCCACUAUAUCAGCUCUGACAGGAGUCAGGGUAAUUAUAUACUUAUUUAUUAGCAGGCAUUAAAAAACUUAUUUCACAUGGGAAGCAUAUUAAAUGUUAUGUGAAAAAGAGUCUAUAACAGAAGAAAAUGAAACAAAGAAUGUGCAGAAUUCAGGAUUGAGAGCCUCAAAGCAAGGUGGUGUUUUCCUACAAACCACUCUUUUCUGCUUCCCCAUAAGUGCUGUACAUGACUGUUUGAAAUGCGUGAGUAUCUGUACCAGUGACAGCGCCGCAACAGCUGCACUUACACUGGUAAAGGUUAAAUAAAGGUGGAUGUUGUGUUACAAUGAUAAUGCAUUAAAGCAACCAAGAAAUGUAUACAACUUUUACCACCUGUAACUCUAACUAACUCUGCAUGUCCAAAGUGACACUGGAAAUCACCAGUUGAAAAAACAAUAAAAAAAUACAAUUAAUGUACUCUUUGUGGCUAUCACUUACCUGGGCUCUUUAUGCUGCUGUGAAGUCAAGCCACUGGCAUUUGUAGCCCAGUUCAAAAUUUUUCUUCUCAUUGCCUUUUUUUAAAAAAAAAAACAAAACAAAAACAGAGGUCUUAAUAAAAGGUCAAGGAACUACUGGGCUGAGGAACUUGCCCAUCAUAAGCUCUGGAAAUCUGGGCACUAGCACAGCUGCCUUUUAAUUUCCUGUGGUUGUGCAAGCAGUGAGUCCCAGCAGUGUCACACCACACAGGAGCGUGCAUCCUGGCGGGAUGCUCCCGAGGACAGCCACAUUCCCAGCAGCAUGUCCUGCAGACCCACCCUCCAGCUGAACCUCUGGCAGCAUCUGCUGAGUGUUACCAACCUGGGCUUGGAGAGACUUCAUCUGACCCCCUCACCUUCUCCAAGGAAUUCAUCUCUACUCCCGAAAAGGCUGGAGUCUUUGAGAACUUCGGUAAUCCCAGUGGCCUGUCAGCUUCACUUUUAAGUCACAUCCUUUUUAAAAGCUCCUAUGUCUGAAAGACAUUGAAGUCACAAAGCCAAGUGCACAGAGGGUAGGAAAUGUAACCAGGAGUUGUGACUGUGCAGGUGAAAUUGUCCUGUGUUCAGGAAGGGGUGCAUCACUCUGGUCAGAAAGCAUUCACAAUGCAUGGAUUUUAAAUACACGUUAUUAAUACAGCACAAACAGUUCAGCAUUUUAACAGAAAGAAAGAGAUGUAAGACAUAAGGAAAAAAAAAAAAAGAGAUAUGAAAAAAGUUACUUACUACCAUUACCUCUUGUUCCCCUCUCUUUGCAAGAGAAAGAUAGCUGGGAAGGUGUUAAGUAUAUAUGAUUUUAAAAUGGCAAUUUUAAAAUACCUGCUUUAUGAUUAAUUGGUGAUUCUUCAGCUGGAUGGCGCCUUGUCUGCUGUGAAUUAUCCUCCCUCCUUCUCUGAGUUUCUUAACACAUUGUGCCAAGUCUGGUUCAAAAGUCAAUUGAGGUAUUUCAGUUCCUUGGCCUUUUGCAGCAGCAAGCGCUGCCGGAAAGUUUUCUAAUGAUUAGUAUGCAAUUCUAGAGGAACACAAAAAUAGUAUGAGCUUACACCAUGCACUGUAUUAAAUGUAUACUAAAAAUCCAGCUUGCACUUAAUAUAUGAUUAAAUAUAUGUAGUUACCUAC